CUGAGACUAGAUAUGUCAAGACGGUUGGUAUCGGAGAGGAGUAUGCAUGGACGUCAUGAGGGGUGUUCAAUUGCUGAUAUGUCGUUGUUGUAUGUUGGCUUACAGAGUAGCAAGAAUAUAUGGACCUAUGUCACCGUAUCAUGGCUCACCCCAUUAAUGAGACUGGGAUACAAGCGCCCACUGCAGGUCGAGGACCUGUAUCGCCUGCCGCCAGACAACUCGGCGGAACAUCUGUCCAAGACGCUGGACCCGUUCUGGAACGAUCUGGCGGAAUACAAGAAGGGCAAACGGGCCGAACCGCCGAAUCUGACGAGGUUGAUUAUCCGGAAGUUUUUCUGGACAUGGUUCCUCUCCUUCACCUGCCAACUCCUCGCCAUGACCUGCGAAGUCGUGUCCCCCCUGAUCAUCAAAGAAAUCAUCCUCUACACCUCGCCCGACGGCACCCCCGGGCGGGACUCGCUCACCAUCAGCAACGGCCUCGCCCUCGCCUUCUGCGUGCUCUUCACCCAAUCCUUCAUCUCCAUCUUUGGGCGGACCGCCGAACAGAUCUGCCGGACCGUCAUGCUCAGCGUGCGUACCAUCUGCAUCGACGCGGUGUACAAUAAGAGUCUGAGAUUGAGCGGCGAAGCGGCCACCGAGUUUACGUCCGGGAAUAUCAUGUCCCUGAUCAACGUCGACGCCGAAUCCAUCUCCCUUGCCGUGUUCCUCCUCAACAUGACCCUCGCCGCCCCCGUGCAGGUGAUCAUCGAGAUCGGGCUCCUGAUCACCGUCCUCGGCGCCGUCCCCGUCCUCGCAGCAUUGGGAGUGAUGCUCGUGCUCUUCAUCGCGCAGGUCCCGGUUAUGAAGACCGCGAAAAAUUCGACGAGGGAGGGGUUGAAGGUUGGGGAUGCGCGGAUGGCGGCGAUCAGGGAGGCGAUCUAUGGGAUCAAGAUCAUCAAAGUGAGGGCGCUGGAGAAGGACGUGGCGGAGAAGAUCAAGGGGUUGAGGGAGAAACAGACGCAGCAGUGGAAACGGGGGUAUGGCGCUUGGACUGCUAUGAUCACUUUAGGACAGCUCACUCCCGUCCUAAUGCCCAUCGCCGCCUUCGCCGUCUACACCCAAGUCCACGGCGACCUCCCCGCCGCCGUCGCCUUCCCCGCCCUCCUCUACAUGACCUCCCUCAUCGGGCCCAUGUUCGACCUCCCCCAGGGUCUCUCCACCCUCAUCUCCGCCCUCGUCAGCUGGAAACGCAUAAAGACCAUGCUGAUGGCCGACGAGACCCAGCCUGUGCAGAUCUCGCCUGCGCGGGAGGGCGUCGAGAAUGCGGUUGUGAUUCAGGGGGCGACGUUCAAGUGGGAGGAGGUGAGGGAUGAGAGUCCAGCCAAGGGGAAGAAGGCGAAGAAGUCUGCGUCGAAGGAGGCGUUGAAUGAGAAGAAGAAGGGGAAGAACGCGGAUGAACUGAUUGUUAAGACGGGUGAUAGUGCGCAUACCCUUGUUGAUGGCACAACCGGGGAAGAGAAGAAGGAGAUUGAGCCGCUGUUCAAGGAUUUGAACCUGGCUUUUGAACGGGGGAAGCUGACGGCUGUGGUGGGUGCUGUGGGUGCGGGGAAGAGUUCGUUGUUGUCGGCUAUUAUUGGGGAGAUGACGAAGCUGCAGGGCGAGGUAACAAUCACCGGCCGAGUCUGUCUCUGCACGCAAGAAGCCUUCAUCCAAUCCGGAACCAUCAAAGAAAACAUCCUCUUCCAAUCCCCGUUCGACAAGGAACGUCUCCAGCGGGCCUUGCGGGUCUGUUCCCUCGAAUCCGACCUCAACCAGUUCUCCGCCGGGUGGGACACCGAGAUUGGAGAAAAGGGCGUGAAUUUGAGCGGUGGCCAGAAAGCUCGUGUGGCUCUAGCCCGCGCGGUCUACAACGACGACGAGAUCUACCUCCUCGACGACCCCAUCAGCGCGCUGGACGCCCACGUCGGCGCGGAAGUGUUCAAGAACUGCGUGCACGACGCACUCGCGGGCAAGACCCGGAUCCUCGUCACCCACCACCUGCACCACCUCCAAGACGUGGACAAGAUCGUGGUCCUCCAAAACGGCGUCGUGGCCGAACAAGGCACCUUCAGCGACCUCCUCGCCCGCGGGGGUGUGUUCACCGACAUGAUGAAAUCGUACAAGCUCGACAAUGAGGAGGAGAAGAAGCAGCACGAGGAGGCGAAAGCAAAAGAACACGUCGAUGACGAGGUCGAGAAGAAAAAGGACGGCGACGGCGGACUCAUCAUCGCCGAAGACCGCGUGCAGGGGGCCGUCAAAUGGUCCACGUAUCUCGCCUACAUGCGCGGGGCCGGCGGGAUCCCGUACGCGGUCGGCCUGCUGGGCUCGUACGCCAUCGUGCAGGCCGUGCAGCAGGUGUCGGCGUACUGGCUGGCGUGGUGGACGCGCGGCGACUAUGGUUUGUCGCAGCGGGAGUAUCUGAUCGGGUACUCGAUGCUGGCGUUUGGGCAGGUGGUGGCGAUCGCGGCGGCGACGGCGGCGGUGCUGAUUGGGAAUUACUUCAUUUCGAGGAGUAUCCAUGCAAGGGCGUUCGAGCAUUUGAUCAGGGCGCCGAUGGGGUACUUUGACACGCAGCCUGUUGGGAGGUUGCUGAACAGAUUCUCGAAGGAUGUGGAGGCGGUUGAUCAGCGGUUGUGGGGGAACAUCUUUGGAACCUGCGUGGCCGUGUUCAACAUCCUCGGCAGUAUCAUCCUCCUUGCCAUCGUCUCGCCGUACAUGUUGCUCGGCUUCCUUCCGUUCGGCCUCACCUUCUUCUACGUGCUGCGGUUCUACCGCGCCUCCUUCCGUGAACUCAAACGCCUCGACAGCGUCAUCCGCUCACCCUUAUACGCCCAGCUCAGCGAGACACUGACAGGGAUCCCGACCAUCCGCGCGUACAAGGCUGAAAGCCGCUUCGUCGAUCGCCAGCGCCGACUGCUCGAUGCGUCCAACUCGCCGUACUACCUCAUGUACACCGCGUCGGUGUGGAUCGGGAUCCGGCUGGAGAUCUUCACGGGUCUGUUGGUCUUCAUGCUCGCCCUCCUGGCCGUCAACCACGUCAUCUCCGCCGCGGCGGCCGGGCUCGCAUUCAACUACGCGGUCCCGCUCACGCUGUUCCUGAACAUGUUAUUGCGCGCGUUCGCCUUCCUGGAAUCCAACAUGAACUCGGUGGAACGCCUCGAGGAGUACGCGAACGAUACCCCGGAGGAAGCCCGCGCGCUCCUCCCCACCGACCCCGCCGCAGGCACGUGGCCCACGCGCGGCGCGAUCGAGAUCACAAACCUCGAGGUCCGCUACCCGUCGGUCCCCGACAAGCCCGUCAUCCGCAACCUCACGCUGUCGAUCUCCCCCGGCGAGAAGAUCGGGAUAGUCGGCCGCACAGGCUCGGGCAAAUCCACCCUCCUCACUGCGCUCUUCCGCAUCGUGGAGCCGACGCAGGGGUCCAUCACCAUCGACGGCACGGACAUUGCGACGCUGGGGCUCGAGACGCUCCGCUCGCGGCUCAGCAUCAUCCCGCAGGAACCGAUCAUGUUCUCCGGCACGCUGCGGUCCAACCUCGACCUCCGCGACGAGUUCACCGACGCGCAGAUCUGGGCCGUGCUCGAGCGCAUCAACCUCAACACCUUUGUCGCGUCGUUGCCGCUGAAGCUCGACAGCCCCGUCGCGGAUAAGGGCGAGAAUCUGUCCGUCGGCCAACGCCAGCUCCUGUGUCUCGGCCGCGUGAUCUUGAACAGGCCCAAUAUCUUGGUCAUGGAUGAGGCGACGGCGUCGGUGGACGCGCAGGCCGAUGCGUUGAUCCAGACGUCCAUCCGCACGCAUUUCGCAGCCACGACCGUGCUGUCGAUCGCGCACCGGUUGAACACGAUCGCCGAUUUCGAUAAAGUGCUGGUGCUGGAUGCGGGCGUGUUGGUGGAGUUUGAUGCGCCGCAUGUGCUGCUGAGUAGGGAGGGGAGUUUGUUUGGGAAGUUGGCCGAUGCGACGGGCCCGGCGAAUGCGAGGUUGUUGAGGGACGUGGCGAGGAGGAGGGCGGAGGGGGAUGGGGAUGGUGGUGAUGUGGUGGAGAGUGUUGAGGAUAUUUGACGGACUUUUUGUUAUUAUUAUAGGGACUUUUUUUUGUACUUUGGACGUUUCGGUCUUUGUUCCUUUACUUUUCUUGCUAUGCCCAGACACUCUUCUCUGUAGCUUUUAAUACAAGUUCUGCUUCUUUCUGUAUAUAACUCAAUACAAGCUUACGAUACACAAAA
Molecule: messenger RNA, 4241 nt
Organism: Fimicolochytrium jonesii
Lineage: Eukaryota; Fungi; Chytridiomycota; Chytridiomycetes; Spizellomycetales; Powellomycetaceae
Product: P-loop containing nucleoside triphosphate hydrolase protein
Exons: 5
Coding region: 13-4077 (1354 amino acids)
Biological process (GO): transmembrane transport
Cellular component (GO): membrane
Molecular function (GO): ATP hydrolysis activity; ATP binding; ABC-type transporter activity
Source: RefSeq, a predicted model, not a curated record